Polypterus senegalus (gray bichir) is the source of this 5035-nucleotide messenger RNA. It is a transcript of the gene heca, whose product is annotated as hdc homolog, cell cycle regulator. The record is from RefSeq and is a predicted model, not a curated record. NCBI's taxonomy places the organism in Eukaryota, Metazoa, Chordata, Cladistia, Polypteriformes, Polypteridae. The coding region runs from base 197 to 1792 and encodes 531 amino acids. The transcript has 5 exons.
ACUCUGGAGUCGCAAUCAAAACAAGAGGGAGACACGCCUUCUUUAUGGUUUACGCCGCAGCCCCGCUGCUCUAAUUUGGAGGUAUCUUCGUGCACGCAGAGUCUCCCUGCCAGUUUGGGAGACAUGAGCUUUCGGUUGGUGGAGUUUUAAAUAAAAAAAGAAACAAAACAAAACACCCAACACAUCACACAUCGACAUGCCCAACCAGAAAAGCAACAAGGGGAAGAAGAAUAAACGCACUAACAGCAGCGGAGAUGAGCAGGAAAAUGGAGCCAGUGCAGCAGCAGCAGCGGCGGCGGCGACGGCAACGGUAACGGUAGCGAUUGCUCAGUCCUCCACGGCGGCACAGCAGGGCGCAACGGCCGCACUCCCUAAUGAAAACACGAACGACGCCACAUGUGCCACCCCUCUAGUCUGUAGUUUGGGAAGACCCAUUGAUCUCGAGAAGGACGACUGUCAGCGAGUGGUCUGCAAUAAUGAGCUGUGCCCUUAUGGGAACUGGAUGCAUCUCCAGUGCUUCUUUGAAUGGGAGAGCAGCAUACUGGUACAAUUCAACUGCAUUGGCCGGGCACGCAGCUGGAACGAAAAGCAGUGCAGGCAAAACAUGUGGACUAAGAAGGGAUAUGACUUGGCCUUUCGGUUUUGCUCUUGCCGAUGCGGCCAGGGCCACCUCAAGAAAGACACGGACUGGUAUCAGGUGAAGCGCAUGCAGGACGACCGUAAAAAGAAGGUCUUGCCAGAGAAAUGCUCCGGAAAGUCCACCGGUGCUUGUGGGAGCAGCAGUGAUUCCCAAGAGGACCCAAAAAAAGGAAAACAUACUGGAGGAUGCAAACAGCCACACAAACUUAUGGGCCAUGAGCUGCCCCGACGACAAUCCGUAGAUCGACAAAACUCGCAGGAGAAAGGGGUAACCGGAUUAUCAGGUUGUGGUAAUGUUGGCCUUCGUUCUCCUUGUGAUUCACCCGGUCAGUCCCCACCGUCUGGGUUUUCCUUUUUUACUUCAAACUCCUUUUCUGGUCCACGCAGCUCUCGUCACUUAGGAGACUUUCUCAAAAAUGCUGUUCACAUGGACAGUCAUCGAAAGCACCUCUCUGUCGGUGGGGCAGUGACAAAGAACUCCCAUACAGACAAUAAUGCCAGCCUGUCCAUGCCUAGACUUGCUUCAGGGGAUGCACCAGUACAGUUCCUCCGCAGGCUUGAUAUAUCAGAACUCCUUGCCCACAUUCCCCGCCAUAAACUCAACACUUACCAUGUACGCAUGGAAGAUGAUGCCCAGGCUGGACAGGGAGAGGACCUCAGGAAAUUCAUCUUAGCAGCCCUUAGUGCCAGUCACAGAAAUGUGGUGAACUGCGCCCUCUGCCAUCGGACACUACCUGUGUUUGAGCAGUUCCCUCUAGUUGAUGGUACCCUUUUUCUUAGCCCAUCACGACAUGAUGAAAUAGAAUAUGAUGUGCCCUGUCAUCUACAAGAAGGGAGAUUAAUGCACCUGUAUGCAAUCUGUGUAGACUGCUUAGAAGGAGUUCAUAAAAUUAUUUGCAUUAAAUGCAAAUCCAGGUGGGACGGUAGCUGGCAUCAACUAGGAACGAUGUAUACAUAUGAUAUACUGGCAGCCUCGCCAUGUUGUCAAGCCCGCUUGAACUGUAAGCAUUGUGGAAAGCCAGUGAUAGAUGUCAGAGUCGGGAUGCAAUACUUUUCAGAAUACAGCAACGUUCAGCAGUGUCCUCACUGUGGCAAUUUAGACUACCACUUUGUGAAGCCAUUCUCCUCCUACAAAGUGCUUGAGGCUUAUUGACGAAAACUAGUCAAGUGGAAUAGCAAAUUAUUUUUACUAGUGUAAGUGAACGUCAAAGGAAUUAUUUAGAGGCAACCAGACGAAGGAAAAGUGUACCAAAGAGUAGAGAAUUAGCAGAAGGAAGACUAAAGAAAAGUUGAUGUUUCAGAAGUAUUUGAUGAAGCCAUUGUGAGGUAAUGCAGGAGAGGAGACAGAGAAAUUCAGUCCUGGCCACACAAUUUGGCACUCCUGCACUUCUUUCAGAAAAUGUAUCAUUUCUCCCAGGAAACUGCCACAAUUACAAAUGCUUUGGCAUUGUCUUGUUUAUUUCUUUUGUUUGCAUUGGAACGACACAAACGAGCAAAGAAAAGAAGGCAAACCUGAUCUCAUUCCACAAGGAACUCCAGAGAUGGACUGGACACAUUUUUUGUUAGCACCCACUUUGGAAACAAAAACUGAAAUCGGUCACUUCCUUGUAAUCAAGAAUGAGUCUCUUUAACACCUCUCUACUGGGAUUUUGGAUCAGUCGUCUAUAGCCAGCUGCUCCAGGUCCCCCAGAUUUGAAGGGUGCCUUCUGCCACCUGCUAUUUUGAGGUCUCUCCACAUGUGUUCUAUGGGAUUUAGAUCUGGACUCAUUGUUGGUCACUUCAAAACUCUCCAGCACUUUCUCUUAAACCAUUUCUGGGUCGUUUUUUGAAGUAUGCUUUGGGUCCUUGACCUGCUGGAAGGGCUUUGACUUCUGAUUGAGACCAAGCUGUCUGGCCCACACUGCACUCCAAAAUUCUUAAAUAGUCAUGAUGUCAGGCACGCAGUCAAGGCAUCCAGUGACAGAUGCAGCAAAGUAACCCCAAAGUAUCUGUACAUCUCCACCAUGUUUGACCAUCGGGACUGAGUUCUUUUCUUUAAAGGCCUUAUUUUGUUUUCUGUAAACGGUGCAACGUUGUGCUUUACCUAACAGCUCAAGUUUUGGUCUCAUCCCUCAACAGUAUGUUCUCCCAGAUAGAUGCUGGCUACUUCAGGUUGUUUUGACAAACUCCAUUCUGGCUUAUUCAGGGGAUCCUUGUGCAUCUCCUACCAUAGUGCCCCAUUUCAUUCAGAUGGUGAUAUAGUAGGAGACUGGUCAGCGUGAAUUAGUUUGGAAGUUGAUUGAGGUUCUUUAUCCACCAUUUUUAACAAUUCUACAUUUCAAUCUUCAAUCAGUUUUUCUCUUCCGUCCACGUGCAGGGAGGUUCAUGACAGUAAACUUGUUUAUGACAUUAAGCACAAUGGACACAGAAACAUUAAGGUCUCUAGAGAUGGACUUGGAACCUUGAGAUUGUCCAUACUUUUCCACAAUUUUGGUUCCCCAAUCCUCUGACAAUCUUUUGCUGUCGUUUCUAACUCUCCAUGCUCAGUGUGGUCCACACGGCCGCAAAGAUCGCGUCAACUUUUCUCUAUUUAAACGGGUUGCAAAGCACUUGUUACUUGCCACGGGCGAGUUUAAAUACAAACCAAAGGACCAUCACAUGACUGAAAUUCAGUUAUUUCCUUGCAGGUUUGAAAAGGUUCCUAUAAUUUUUCCUGUGCAUUUUGUAUGUCUGUGUGGAAUUUGACUUCUUGCCUCUGCUUUUUUGUGUUGUCCCAAUGCAAACCAAAGAAAUAAAAAGUGUGAAUGUUCAGACAUUUGUAACUCCAGCAAUUUUUCUGAGAGUGGUGGUUCAUUUUCUGAAAUAAACGCUAGGGUGCAUGUAUUUUUGGUAUUGACUGUCCAACCGAGAAAUAAACACAAAAGUUAUUAUUGCCUUUCAGUGUUACAAAAUUAGAACAUUUAGUUGAACUUCACAGUUUUAUAUGUUCUGAUUGUUCUUAUUUUCAGCAAAUUGUGGUGGAAUCCUUUGGUCUCUUAAUGCACGCCAGCCCCCUAACGUUUUUACCCCAAAAAACAAGUGGAACAAAGGCAGUUAAAGAUGAUUGCUCGGUGUUGCACACUGAGGUCACCUGUAAGGACUGUGACAGCCGUCCAGUACCAUUGGGCCACACUUUCCACAAAUAAAAUAAGGUCAGAAACAUCUGUGUGCAGGGUUCAAAGCACGAAUGAAUGUAAGGAAAGUUAACCAGCAGAGAGAGAAGUCAAGCUUGACUACUUCGCUCCUGACAUUUUCUUCAUACCAUGUAAAUCAAUCCAUUUCAUAGUGUUGGGGAUUUUCAGUUAUUAGUAAUAUUUUUGUUUGAGAACAUGACAAAAGGAAGAAACUUAGCCUUGCUGAUCAUCAUCAUGUUAAUUAUAAUUGCUUACUUAUUUCAUUUAGUCCUUGGGGAAGCGGGUUUUGCCAUCCUUUGGUCAGCCAUAGCAUUGUGCAGUUGACUGCGUAAAUGUGCACUUCUGUCCAAAAUGACAUCUGGGUCCACAUGCUUUGGGAGUUGUGAAUGUUUGUUAAAGAGGCACUGAACUUUGAUGAUGUGUUAGUGUGGAAUGGACGAUUAUGAAGGUCAUUUGCAUUUUAUCGAUUUUUUUUUUGCCAGUAAGCAACUGAAACAGUUAACUCAAUUCUUCUUAUUUCCCCCUAGCCCAGAUUUUGCUUGUUUGAAGGAGCAGUGCCAAAGAAACUUAACCUUUAUCUUGUAUAAACUGAUACAUUAACCUGUAUUCUUUUAAAAUACCCAAAGAGGUUGGUCGUGAUAUUAAUGAGAUUGAUAUUAAAGGGAGUUGUUGCAUCUUCCUUGCAUCAUGUCGGCCGGUGAAAUGGUCUUCUGUGAGGACGGACAGUCAGUACUUUGAUUACAACUUUUUUUGGCUCUCUCAUAAAUGGUAAUCAUUCUCAUUAAUUUCGUGACGGGCCUCAUAUGUCUCUUAUACUUGAGGUUAGUUUUGUCUUGGGACCAAAGUCUUUUUCAUUUAAAACGUUGGUAAACAAUCAAUGAGUAAGUCAGGCUUUCUAGUUUACAUUAUCUAGCUGAAUGAAAUGAAAGCACACUUGAAGACACUUGAGCUCUGAGUCAUAAAUAGGAACUGAAGUAGCAGUGAGGGAGCUGAAAAUUGAAACUGAUGCUCGAGAAUAAACGGCCUUAAAUUGCGUCAUGGCAGUUUUUUUUUUAUAAACUGCAGCAAGUUCCCCUAAUGAAAAUGCAAAUGGCCUUCUUUGUGGCACACAAGCAAAGUAUGGUGUUCCUCUCAACCUAUGUACAUAAUUUCCCAUUAAAAGAUAUUUAUUUUAAUGCCCUUCAGAAGGCUGUAUGAUGUUGAAAAGGUUAAUAUUUAUAUAAAGACCUUGCUUUUAAAGCCUC